Messenger RNA from Lingula anatina, 3438 nucleotides. Its product is annotated as metal-response element-binding transcription factor 2. Gene Ontology annotation, biological process: negative regulation of gene expression, epigenetic. Gene Ontology annotation, molecular function: DNA binding; chromatin binding. Lineage: Eukaryota; Metazoa; Brachiopoda; Lingulata; Lingulida; Lingulidae. The record is from RefSeq and is a predicted model, not a curated record. Gene Ontology annotation, cellular component: nucleus.
UUAGUCCUUAAAUUUCUAAGCAAAUGUUUGUAUUUAUGAAUCAUAUCCAAAGUAAGGCGGAAAUUGUAGCGUCUGAAUACGAUUAUGGCUUCAUUUCAAUUGAAUAUGUCCAAAUUCAUAUAAUACUUAUACAAAUAUUCAUCCGCCUCGUGAAGCGGAAUAGUUUAAGUUUAAAGAUGGCGGGAGAAAACGGCGACUCAAUCCGUGAUUGAGAAAAUAGUCAGCAUUUUAUCUACCUCCCGUAUUGACAGACUGUAUUACGGGCUUCAUUGCAGAAUGAGUUCCAGAGAAAGUAGCACAAGCCCUGCCAGAGUGGGAGGGUUGAGAGGUGGUGGAGAGAAGGGUUCUCCCAGUCCUACACGUAGUCGACGGAGUGAGUCCAAGUCACGCACCCCAACACCCCUCAAAGGUUUGAAGUCAGAGACAAAGAGAGCAAGCAUCCCACCUAGUCAAAACUUUACUGAGUUAAAAGCUGCUUUGAAUAAACCUGUCAAACAAAUGGACAUGGGCAGCCCGCCUGCUCCACCUAGGAGAGAAACCAGAGCUGCUGUUUCCCCACUAAGUCAGUCCAGACAGAAAGUUCGACAGGUAGCACCACCUACAACGAGUACUGAUCUAUCACCCUUAUCUAGUAAUGGGACAAUGCCAUUAAAGGCAAAUAAACUUAAAGAGAAACAGGGUGUUGGUAGCAUUUCUUCUAUGGUGGGAGAAACUCCAGUGAGAAUGAAGGCAAAAUCUGGCAAGACUGAUACAUCCAGUGCUGGUGAGCGAGAUGAUGAGUCCACUGACACUGACACCACAGAGAUCUACUUUAAAACUAGCAUAAGGAGAAGUCCAAAGUCCAGAGCUGACAAACAUCUUUUGAAUGGCAAUGCUUCUAGCUAUUCCUCCUCUUCAUCAGACGGGGAAUCUGUCUAUGAUGAUGAUAAGUCAGACCGUUCUCAGGUGAAAGUGAAGAAGCGGAAGUCAUCUAAAGGCUCUCCUAAAUCCCCAGUGGCCAAAAGAUUGAGAACAUCAGACAUGGAUAAAAAUGUCAAGGUUACGCCAACAAGAAGAGCCAAAACUGAGGGCAUGGCACGUUCGGCAAGCAUGAAGAAAAUACGCAAGAGAAGAAUCAUUUCAUCUGUGUGCAAUGGCAAACAUGCUGCUGGUGACUCCACAACUUGCACAGAAACUGAGCUUGAUACUGAAAAUGAGUCUGAAAGUCGCAGGAGAAGUAAGGCUGGGUCUACGCACAGUACAGACAAACCCCAGGACGACAAGACUUUCUGGGAAGGACAGGAAGUGUUGGUGACUUGGAGUGACGGCCUGUUGUAUCUGGGAACUUUACUGAAGGUGGACUCCAAAGUAGAGAAAUGUUUUGUGAAGUUUGAGGACGACUCCUGUUAUUGGGCAUUGUUUAGGCACAUACAGAGAGGGCCCAGCCAGGGAGAGAUCCAUUGUUGUACUUGCCAAGGUGAAACCUCCGAACAACCCAACGAGAUAGUGCUGUGUGACAACUGUGGUCUGGGUUAUCACCAGGAGUGCCACAUCCCACCAAUAGAGAGUGAUAUUCUGAAGCCUGAUGUCCCUUGGCUGUGUAGGCAGUGUGUAUUUGCUACCAGUUACAAGAAAGGAACGUAUCAAAGAAAGGGUCCCUUGAAACCAGUAAAAAGAGUUUUGCCAUAUGCUAUGAGCACAUUAAACUGGGACACCCAGCACAAGACCAACAGUGACCAGAGAUACUGUUAUUGUGGGGGACCUGGGGACUGGUACAUGAAAAUGUUGCAGUGUUGUCGUUGUCGGCAGUGGUUCCAUGAGGCAUGUACCCAGUGUUUGAGCUACACCUUGCUGUAUGGGGACAGGUUCUACAUUUUUGUCUGCACUAUGUGUAAUGGAGGCAUUGAGUAUGUCAAAAGACUGGAACUCAAAUGGAUGGAUGUGGCCCAGCUUGCCUUGUUCAACCUUACACUGCAGCACAACAAGAAGUAUUAUGACUUUGAUGAGAAUUUUAUGCCCUGGAUAAACCAGAACUGGGAGAGACUACAGGUCAACCAUCUGGACAGUACCACCCGUGGUGAGAGGGCCAGAACCUUGCUGGAAACACUGCAGGGGAAUAAAACGAGGUUUGCAUGGGGGCGUGAAAUCAAGAAGAAAGUGACUUUAUGGGGUCUGAGGGUGCGCCUUCCUCCCCCAGCUCCCACCGUUAUUCUCCCAGAAGAUGGACAAAUAACAGAUGAAGUUAUGAAUAACUUGCAAAUGAAAGGCCGAAAAACAAAAACUUUUGUGCCAAUUGAAAGCAACUCGCCCAUACCCCUAAAGCACCCAAAGCACCCUAAAAGAAAGUGUGACAGUGAAGAUGUAGAGGCAAGAACUAAACUAGCCAAGGAUAUGUUGAUGAAGGCAUAUGCGAAGGGAAAUAUGCGCAGAUUUAUCAGUGCCAACACUACCUACAAAGGUUACAACGGAAACAUGUCUGUGUACGAUUUCCAUGACGAGGACUCGGAUGUUGAUACCAACAACAACGACGAUGACGAGAGCGAAUAUUUGGAAACUUCAUCCCAGAGUGCUCUUGAUUACUUCAUUCCUCGCCCCAGUAGCUACGAGGGAUACAAUCACCCUUUCAAGACUGUUGUGGAGAGAAAUAAAGAAAUAGAACAGAUAGAAUUAAAGGCGAGGAUUUUAGAUUGGUACCAAAAUGGGGCCACUGAGAGCGAGCAGUCGCAGGAAGAGGAAGACGAAGGGGAGUCCGUUUUUUCAGAUCUCCAAACCGGGCAGACCGUCAUGGCGUCAGCUUCGUAUGUUGCUACUGGCAGGACGAAUGGACUAGUCGCCACGCCCCCUACCUCAAUAAACGGCAGCCCGAGGAAGAAACGCGGGCGAAAAUCUCGAGCUGAGAAGCUUCGCCUCGAGGCAUUGGCUCAUCUUGAGGCGCAGGCAAAAGAGGUGCCACAGUCUCCCAACAGGGGACGUUGUCGUAACUUAUCACAGCCACCUGUCCGAGAACAACAAACUCAGCUAUUCACCAACGCCGUGGAUCCAGCUCAAAUCAACGGCGUGCGCAAAACUGAGGUGAAUCUCAAUCACUUAAAGAACAGUGUAAAGAACUAUUUCGGUGCCGUGGAUAGACUGGCAAAGGGAGAGCGUUUCACUGUGCUGGCCAGAAGGGUGACGCCAGAUGGGAGAGUGCAAUACCUCGUGGAGUGGGAAGGCAUGGCGCCUUAAAGGAAAAACUGCUAUAACAGCUAACUAGAAAAAAAAAACUAUACAAAGAAUUUUUGUAGUUGCUAUAAACCUGUGACUUAAAACAAAUACCGUGAAGGUUGUUAAUGAUGUUUUAACGCAGCCAAACGAAUUGUGCAGACAAUUUUUUUUUACAAUCCCGGUACCUUCCGGUACUGCAUCAAAACGGUGGCAGUUCUUAAACCUGGUGGGGACUGACGAUCUCUUAUUCACCAU